This is a messenger RNA of Panthera uncia (snow leopard), 2728 nucleotides long. It is a transcript of the gene IL9R, whose product is annotated as interleukin 9 receptor. Gene Ontology annotation, molecular function: interleukin-9 receptor activity; interleukin-9 binding. Bases 940 to 2514 code for a protein of 524 amino acids. Gene Ontology annotation, biological process: cytokine-mediated signaling pathway; immunoglobulin mediated immune response. The record is from RefSeq and is a predicted model, not a curated record. Lineage: Eukaryota; Metazoa; Chordata; Mammalia; Carnivora; Felidae. Gene Ontology annotation, cellular component: external side of plasma membrane; membrane. The transcript is spliced from 8 exons.
GGUGUUGGGGUGGUGUCUGCCCCCCUGCGUGUGUGCAGGCUCCUCGAAGGUUUACGUGCUGUGGUCUGUGCUGCUUUUUUGCCUCCUUAUCACCCAUCAGGCUUGCAUAACCAGGCUGGCCCUGCUUCCUGCUUAGGAACUAUCAGCGCACCAUCUGGAGCUACAAAUAGGGUGAUAGGAAGUCAACAGCCUCCCGGCACCCAGGCACUUGUGAACACCCAGUCCCUCCGCCUCCAGCUUACCCCUGGUCCCCCCAGGGAUCCUGUUGCUCAGGCUGGCAUUCCUCUCUUGGGGUGCUCUCCUUCGCAGGACCGGCACCUUCUAAACAGGGAUGCGAUCGACAGAGCUUGGGGAGUGCAGUUUUGCUGCAAGGACACGCCACUGCGAUCCUCCUACCUGAUCCCGGGCCAGAACAUUGGGAUGGGUCUUUGUUUAAGGAGACAGGAUGUGUAGACGUUGGCUGUGUGACCCUGGGCAAGGCAUUUCCCCUCCUUGGGACUCAGCUUGCUUGUCUGUGUGUAGGGACGGUCUUUCUACCUCACAGGGCUGCUGUGGGAACUCAAGUGUAUGAGGCAAGCUACGCAGUCGGCGCAAAGUUACCCUUACCCUGCCUUCCUUGCACGACAGGACCUGGGCCCAGCAACAGGGGGCUGUAUUGGCAGAGGAUGCCUGUCCCAGAGAAGAAACGUGUAGGCAGACUCAGACACAUAGCUGGUUCAGAGUCCAGAACCCACCAGAAGAUCUGGGUUGGAGGGCACCAUGCUAUAUGCUGUAGCCACGAAUCUUUGGUCUGGCCAAUGUAUCUUUCUGAGCUUCAGUUUCUUAUGGGAGCAGCUCAGGCAGUGGUGUCCAAUCCCUGUCAUGGGACAUGGUGAGGGUAUUGGUGGUGACCCACUCAGAGCUGUCAGUGAGGAGCACACUCCAUAGGGAGUGGACCUCAUGGGGAGCAUGCCUCACAGGGGGAGCCCUCACGGUGAGCACCUAUCAGGGGGGUUCUCUCCACAGAGAGCAGCCCUCAUGGUGACUGUCCCCAGGGGGGUGCUCUCAGCCCAGUUCCUUGCAGGAUGGACCUUGGAGACUGAGGCCCUGAUGCGGGAGUUGAGUACCUGGCUCCUGAUCUGCACGUGCAUCAGCCCUUGGGUUGGCUUGGGAGUCUCCAUCCACGGGGAAGGAGGAGGGCUCGGGGCUGGAUCUUUCAUCUGCCUCAACAACAACAUCCUAAGGAUCGACUGCCACUGGUCUGCUGUAGAGCUGGGUCAGGGCCCCAGUCCCUGGCUCCUCUUUACCAGCAACCACGCCGUGGGCAGCAGUCACAGAUGUGUCUUCCGGGCCAGCGAGUGCACUCUGGUGCUGCCACCUGAGGAGGUGCUUGUGCCUUCUGACAACUUCACCAUCACUUUCCACCGUUACGUCUCUGGGAAGGAGCAGGUCAGCCUGGUGGACCCACAGUACCUGCCCCGGAGACAUGUGAAGCUGGACCCUCCCUCUGAUUUGCAGAGCAAUGUCAGCUCUGACUACUGUGUCCUGACCUGGAGCGUCAGUCCUGCUUUGGAGCCUCUGAUCUCCAUGCUCAGCUAUGAGCUGGCCUUCAAGAGGCAGGGGGAGACCUGGGAGCAGGCCCAGCACAGGGAUCACAUUUUUGGGGUGACCUGGCUCAGGCUUGAAGCCAUCGAGUUGGACCCUGGUUCCAGCUACGAGGCCAGGCUGCGCGUCCAGAUGGCCUCACCGGAGGAUGACCUGGCGGAGGAACAGCACUAUGCGGGCCAGUGGAGUGACUGGAGCCAGCCCGUGUGCUUUCCCUCUCCCCAGACCUCUGCCCGAGGCCCCCUGUUAUCACCUCGGGGGCAGCCUGACGGCACCCUUGUCGCUGUACCUGUCUUUCUGCUACUGACCAGCCUGACCUGCCUCCUGUUCAAGCUUUCACCCAGGGUGAAGAGAAGCUUCUACCAGAACGUGCCGUCUCCAGUGGCCUUCUUCCAGUCCCUGUACAGUGUGCACAAUGGGGACUUCCAGACCUGGAUAGGGGCCCACAGAACCGGUCUGCUGCCGAGCCAGGACUGUGUCAGUUCCCCGAGAAGAGCCUCGGAGUCUAGUGUCCAGGAGGCCAUUGCGUGGCUGACCUAUGGCCCGGUGGAUCCCUGGCAGUCAGUGGUCCUGGAGGAAGAGGAGAAAGGCCCACGUCCUGGCCUCCCAGAGGCUGUGUUGUUAGCAGGUCGUGUGGCACAGGGAGAGCAGCCACCUGCCUACCUGCCACAGGAGGACUGGGUCCCUGGGAGCCCCACCAGGCCAGCUCUCCCACAGGCAGAGGGCAGCAGUGGUGACUACUGUGCCUUGGGCUGUCCCGGGGCGUGCCACCCCUCGACCUUCCCAGGAAACACGCAGAGCUCUGGGCCCAGCCUGGCUUUGGCCUGUGGCCUUUCCUGUGACCAGCAGAGCCUGGAUGCCACGCAAGGAGGGACCUAUGUGGGAGCUGGUCACAGAGAGGAGCAAGACCCCGGUGAAUGUGUCGCAUGAGGCCCUCAGGGCACUUUCUUUGCUCCUACCCUUUGCAGACGCUGGCUUUGAUUUAGAACCCUGAUGAGGCCAGCUGCAUAAUGUGCAUCAUGUGGAAAAUGGACUAAAGUCUCUGAGAAUGAAGCCCCUGCACAGAUAUCCUGUCCAGAUGGAGGCCGAAAACCCCUCCUCUCUCCCCUCCCCGCAGCAUCCUACCACGCAGCUCCCACUCCCU